ACCUGGAAGACCAUAAACUGGCUGAUCUGAGAAAAGGGCUGGCGUUUGAAAGUGGAAUACCAUCACAUCUGCUGCAGUUAAGGGAUAUACCAUGGAAUACUGACCUCUUGGCAGACAUGGGUGUGGAUGAAGAGUCUUUGGUGCAUUUCUUCCUCUCUUCACACACUGAGGACGGUCCAAGUGUUGAGGAGUUUCUCACGGCUGAUAUCCAGCCCGCUGUGCAGCAGACUAUGAAGGGCUUGAGUGUCUUCUUCUCUACUCUAUAUUCCAUUAGAACAAAGCAAGUUGGGGGGUUCAGAAAUGUGGUGGCGCACAUCCGCAGGCUCACUGGAUGCCAUGCGCUGGCUCAGACUCUGCAUCAGCUGAUCUGCAGGAAUGAAAUAGGGACCAAAGUACAAAAGAUUGCUCUUGUGGAAGGACUCUAUAUCCUUUUCAGAGAGUUAUUACCAAAUCGUUCGUCAAAAUCGUGUGAUGUGAUCAUUGAAGAUGGUGAAGUGUUUGAGUACUCCCCUGAAUGCUGGGGCUACCUGUUUUCUCAGGCUGAGAGGGAGAGCAUAGAGCAUGAGAACUUUGCUCCGAUGUACUUGAGUUGCCUAAGCACAGGGAUACGGUUCUCAGAACCCGUACGGAUUGCAGACCUACCAGACCUUUGUGAACGAUCUACUGUCCUGCAGGCCCUAAACGAUGGGGAAAAACUGCCCAAUUGCACACUUGAAGACAUGAGGAAGUCAGUCAAGAGAGACACCACCAUGGAAAAGCUCAUCCUCAGCAUCCCACCCAUGAUAAGGACCUACCCGCUGUGGCUCUCCUAUGAACACGUGCCUGGCAGCAACUUCAGGGUCAAUCCAGAGAAGACAUUUUCACAGAUGAAAGAGGAACUGGUGGCAUAUCCGCACUUGCAGAUUAUUCCUCCAUUGCAGCCAUCCCAUAGUUGUGUUGAAGCACCGUGCCUGAUGUAUCUCUCGGAGAACAACCUUGGUGUGUAUGUUCAGAAUUCCAAAGGAGGCGUGGAAGCUUGUCUUUUUGAUAGUCUGACUGGAAAGCAUAAGGACGUGAUGUUAAAGGAAUUGGCAAAAGAACUCGGGGACGUGAGGACGGAUGUGUCAGUGAGGACAACUAAAACCCCAAGAGAGGCAAUCAUGGUUCUUUUGGAUACAAGUGGUUCCAUGGACGAAGAAUGCUACUCGGACACCAAAAUGAAAAAGCUUGAUGCUGUGAAACAGCUGUUUGAUGCCUUUGCCAACAGAAGCAUGGCGUACGACUUCCCACAUCUGAUCAGUCUCGUGACCUUUGGGGGAGAAGUCCAAAUUGUGCACGGCUUUACAGAAAACCUGGAGAAGUUCAAGGCUCACAUGCACAGUCUUCAGGCAGCUGGACACACCCCUCUAUAUGAUGCAUUAGCUCAAAGUGUUUCUGAGCUCAACAACAUUCAGAUCAAAUUCCCUGAGUGCCAUCUACGCGUCAUAUGUCUGACAGAUGGAAAUGAUCUUGGGUCAAAGAAAACCCCUGUGAGUAUUGCCCACGUGUUGAUGAGCGCCAACAUUGUGGUUGACAGCAUCCUGGUCGGAAAAGUUGAUAACAACACACUGCAUGGGAUCAGUAAUGUAACAGGCCUGUAUCUUGUUCUGUGA
Molecule: messenger RNA, 1631 nt
Organism: Sardina pilchardus (European sardine)
Lineage: Eukaryota; Metazoa; Chordata; Actinopteri; Clupeiformes; Clupeidae
Exons: 12
Coding region: 117-1631 (504 amino acids)
Source: RefSeq, a predicted model, not a curated record